GAUGGCGCAACAGGUGAUAUGGGGUUGCUAUGUGAACAUAAAUAUGGCAGGUCACGAGAGGGAACACAUUAUCAGCUAAUCCAUAGUACACGAUGGUCACUUACACGCAAGCCGUUCUUCUCUUCGUGGCGCUGACGGCAUCCCCGAGCACACAGUUGUGCGCCCCGGAUUGCACAGGUGUAGACCCCGGGACCAGUGUGAGAGACCCUACCGAUUGCACGAAGUACUAUGUCUGUGUCGACGCUUCUGGAACAGGAGAGCUCGUGCCAUCGGUCGAGUCAGUGGAUUGCCCCGACAACCAAUACUUCAACGAGCAGCACACGACCCCGCGCUGCGACCCCAUCGACGAAGCUCCGAGUGGCUUCUGCUCUGACCUGUGCAACCCUUGCCUAGCCGACUGCAACCACCCGGGAGAAGUGACUCCCAGCCCAAGCAACUGUUCCUCCUACUAUGUGUGCUUGGACGGCGGUCACACCCUAGAAGUCGAGUGCCCAGGGUCAGCUCCCUACUUCGACUUCAUGACCGGGAACUGCCAGAUUGACUCGACCCUGUGCUACCACUACUGCGACACGUGUGUGCCCCACUGCACCCAACAAAACGAACGCGUGGCAGACCCCUACAACUGCCAUAAGUUUUAUCUCUGUACCCCUCCCACCAUGUCCAGUUUUCUGUGUCCCCAUAGCCAGGUGUUCAACAGGGAGACAGGUGUAUGCGAGGAUGAUGCCGUGUGCAUUACUGACUGUUGAAAGAAAAUAUUUGUUGAGUUUUCAGUAUAAAUGUUUGCCAGUUCAGCCGCACUUUUUCCACAUAAACAUGUAUAUGAAAUAAACUUGUUAGAUAUA
Messenger RNA from Penaeus indicus, 842 nucleotides. Its product is annotated as low-density lipoprotein receptor-related protein 2-like. The transcript is spliced from 3 exons. The coding region runs from base 93 to 746 and encodes 217 amino acids. Lineage: Eukaryota; Metazoa; Arthropoda; Malacostraca; Decapoda; Penaeidae. Gene Ontology annotation, cellular component: extracellular region. Gene Ontology annotation, molecular function: chitin binding. The record is from RefSeq and is a predicted model, not a curated record.